Cariama cristata (Red-legged seriema) is the source of this 396-nucleotide messenger RNA. RefSeq names its product serum amyloid A protein-like. Gene Ontology annotation, cellular component: extracellular region. The record is from RefSeq and is a predicted model, not a curated record. The coding region runs from base 1 to 387 and encodes 128 amino acids. The transcript is spliced from 3 exons. Lineage: Eukaryota; Metazoa; Chordata; Aves; Cariamiformes; Cariamidae.
AUGAGGCUCUGUGUCUGCGUUGUGUUGCUCUCCUUUAUUCUAUGUGCAAGUGCUGAAAUACCACUGAUAUCUCCAGCUGGACGAUUUAUCUGGGAUGCAGUGGGAGGGGCACGGGAUAUGUAUAGAGCAUACCAGGACAUGCGCGAGGCAAAUUAUAAAGGUGCUGACAAGUAUUUCCAUGCUCGUGGGAAUUACGAUGCUGCCCAGAGAGGACCUGGUGGUGCUUGGGCAGCCAAAGUGAUCAGUGAUGCCAGGGAAAAAUGGCAAAGUGACGUGAGUGGCAGAGGUGCAGAAGACACCCGAGCUGACCAAGAGGCGAACGCGUGGGGCAGAAGCGGCGGGGACCCCAACCGCUACAGACCUGCAGGCCUUCCCAGCAAAUACUAAUGCUGCCCC